AUGGGAAAAGCAAAAUCUGUUGGAGGGUUGGGUUUCAGAGAAUUUGAAAGCUUUAACACUGCUUUAUUAGCUAAACAAGCUUGGAGAAUUAUACAAAAACCUUUGUCUUUGGCAUCGCAGGUUCUUAAAGUGAAAUACUUUCCUACAACAGAAUUCAUGAAGGCAAAGGAUAGGUGGUUGCCUAUUCCCACUAGUUAUAAAGUCCAAUCUGUUUCACAAAUUCUGCCUAGGGACGCCAAUGUAGCUUCUGUUAUCAACCAUACAAUGAAAGAAUGGAAGAAGGAAUUGGUAAAGGAGAUAUUUGGAGAAGCUGAAGCUGAUACUAUCAUUAAGAUCCCAAUCAGUUCCACUGGUGUAGAGGAUAAAUUAAUAUGGGUAGGAACCAAAGAUGGAGUAUUUACAGUGAAGAGUGCAUACCAUUUACAAAAGGAGCUAAAUGCACUAAGGUUUGUUCAACCCUCUUCUGCUAUUACAAACAAAAUUGAGUGGACUAACUGUUGGAAUUUUCAAAUUCCAAAUGCUGUAAAGACCUUUUUGUGGAGAGCUUGUCUUGAGUCAUUAUCUACAAGGUUUAAUCUAGUUAAGAAGCAAAUUUGUGAAUCCUCUAAGUGCCCUAUUUGCUUGAGUGAGGCUGAAACUAUGAUCCAUAUUUUGUGGAACUGCCCAUCUGCUAUGGACGUGUGGAGUCGAGGUCCAGCUGGUUUGCAGAAAAGCUCUAUCAGACCUGGAAAUUUUGGUGAUUUACUUGAAGCUCUAAUCUCAACCUGUGAUCAAGAUACCAUUGAAUUAUUUGCUUUUGCAACAAGGAACAUUUGGCAUAGGAGGAACCUUUUUAUUUUUGAAAAUUCCUUUAUUCACCCCUGUGAAGUGAUGCAGACAGCCAAGAAAUCUUUAAAAGAAUUCAAAGCUGCUCAACCCAAAUUUAUUACAUCUUCUCAAGGGAUGAUAGAAGAGGAUUGGCUCUGGAAACCUCCUCCACCAGAAGCUCAAGGUGCCUUGUAUGCUGUCGAUCUAGCUAUAGAAUUGGGAUGCAGCUCUAUUAUUCUGGAGGGUGAUUCUCUUUCAAUUGUCAAAUGUUUACAGCAACCAGUGGUUAGAUGGGAUCGGGUGGGGAUGAUUUUGAAUGAUACUAAGUCUAAACUUUCAGGUUUAAUUAGUUGUGAUGUUUUAUUUGUUAAACGAGCAGCUAAUGUUUAUGCUCAUCAACUUGCAAAAGCUGCACUAUCAAUUCCUGAGGAUGUAGUUGCCUUGGUUGUUAGUCCAGAAAGUUUGCAUUCUGUAACGUUUGAUGAUGUUUAA
Messenger RNA from Juglans microcarpa x Juglans regia, 1299 nucleotides. RefSeq lists its product as uncharacterized. Lineage: Eukaryota; Viridiplantae; Streptophyta; Magnoliopsida; Fagales; Juglandaceae. The coding region runs from base 1 to 1299 and encodes 432 amino acids. The transcript has 3 exons. Gene Ontology annotation, molecular function: RNA-DNA hybrid ribonuclease activity; nucleic acid binding. The record is from RefSeq and is a predicted model, not a curated record.